GCCAAUGACAGUGACAUCACGCGGGUUCGCCUUUGGAAUAUGUUUGCCCCCAUCGGGCUACCGUAUCCUUGCUCCGACAGGACAGAGCGCCCAAUGACAAAGUGACGUCACGAAGCUUUGCCUUCGGAGUUGGUUGGGCCCGCCGGGCUUCCGUACACAGCGGUCUGCAGCCUGAGGGCCGUGUUGAGAGGUGACACCGGGGUCCCGGCGGGAGGUGCAGGCCGUAGGGCCCUCCGACACACCGGGCACCAUGAAGAAGGAUGUGAGAAUCCUGCUGGUGGGAGAACCCAGGGUUGGGAAGACCUCUCUUGUUAUGUCCCUGGUCAGCGAGGAGUUCCCAGAGGAGGUUCCUGCUCGGGCAGAGGAGAUUACAAUCCCUGGAGAUGUCACCCCUGAAAGAGUCCCAACACACAUAGUGGAUUAUUCUGAAGCAGAACAGACAGAUGACCAGCUGUACCUGGAGAUAUCGCGAGCCAAUGUUAUCUGCAUUGUAUACGCUGUAAAUAACAAGAACUCUAUCGAUAAGGUCACUAAUCACUGGAUCCCUCUUAUUAAUGAACGAACAGACAAAGACAACAGGGUUCCACUGAUUCUGGUGGGGAACAAGUCUGACCUGUUGGAUUACAGCAGCUUGGAAACCAUCCUGCCCAUAAUGAACCAAUAUUCAGAGAUAGAAACAUGUGUAGAGUGUUCAGCCAAAAACCUGAAAAACAUAUCAGAGCUUUUCUACUAUGCUCAGAAAGCUGUUCUGCACCCCACCGGACCCCUGUACUGCCCAGAAGAGAAAGAGCUGAAGCCAGCCUGUGUGAAAGCCCUGACACGCAUCUUUAAGAUAUCAGACAUGGAUAAUGACAGAAUUUUAAACGACGCUGAACUUAACUUUUUCCAGAGAAUAUGCUUUCACAUACCACUGGCACCACAAGCCCUGGAGGAUGUCAAGAAUGUAGUGCGAAAGAAUGUCCACGAUGGUGUGUCUGGCAAUGGCCUGACUUUGAAAGGUUUUCUGUUUCUCCACACGCUCUUUAUACAGCGCGGUAGGCAUGAGACCACAUGGACUGUACUACGGAGAUUUGGAUAUGACGAUGACCUGGAACUGACUCCAGAAUAUCUGUUCCCUCAGUUAAAGGUUCCCAUAGAUUGUACGACGGAGCUAAACCAUCACGCAUAUCUCUUUCUCCAGAGUAUAUUUGAUAAACACGAUCAGGACAGAGAUUGUGCUCUAUCUCCAGAGGAACUGAAGGAUCUAUUUCAAGUAUUCCCUUAUAUGCCUUGGGGUCCUGAUGUUAAUAACACAGUCUACACUAACGAAAAGGGUUGGAUCACCUACCAGGGCUUCCUGUCCCAGUGGACGUUAACAACAUACCUGGAUGUGCAGAGGUGCUUGGAGUAUUUGGGCUAUUUGGGCUACUCCAUACUAACAGAACAAGAGUCCCAGGCCAUGGCAGUCACAGUGACUAGAGAUAAGAAGAUUGACUUGCAUAAGCGGCAGACACAGCGUAAUGUGUUCAGGUGCAAUGUGAUUGGUUCCCAAGGCAGUGGAAAAAGUGGGAUUCUCCAGUCCCAUUUAGGGAGGAACCUGAUGAGACAGACGAGAAUCCGAGAGCAGCAUAAGUCCUUCUAUGCAAUUAACCCGGUAUAUGUGUAUGGCCAGGAGAAGUAUUUGCUGCUGCACCAUGUGAUGGAGUGUGAAGCUUUGUCUCCCACUGAUGCUGUGUGUGAUGUAGUCUGUUUGGUCUAUGAUGUCACUAAUCCCAAAUCAUUUGACUACUGUGCCAGGAUAUUUAAGCAACACUUCAUGGACAGCCGGACACCCUGUCUGCUUGUAGGAUCCAAAUCUGAUCUUCAUGAGGUGAAACAGGAGAGCAGCAUUUCUCCAGCAGAAUUCUGCAAAAAGCACAAGAUGCCUCCACCCCAAGCCUUUACCUGCAACACGGCAGAGAGCCCCAGCAGGGAGAUCUUUAUCAAAAUGACCACAAUGGCCAUGUAUCCUCACGCCCGGUUACGCUGCCUCUGUACCUGCAAUAGGUGCACUUUCUGCCUCUGUCAGAACCUUCUCAACUCAGACCUACUCCAGUCUGUAAAGAACAAAAUCUUCACUGCCGUUGUGAACAGGUUGAGAGCCGGGAUAGAUGUUUUGGGGGAAGCACUGCUCACAGACACAGGGAGCAGCCUGGGACACCAAGUCCAUCCUGUGGUCCACGUGGAGAGUUCAAUCUACAUGGAGUCCUCCCUUCACUCAACCAGAGCGGAACUCAGGCACAUGUCGCAGGCGGAAUUGAAAAAUUCAACCUUUUGGCUGCGGGCAAGCUUUGGUGCAACCAUCUUUGCCGUUCUAGGUUUUGCCAUGUACAAAGCUUUGCUAAAGCAGCGGUGAUCUCGGAAGAAGCCAUUGCCCCAAAGCCAACACCCCAUGUACCUCCUUUUAAUGUACGUUAUGAGUGCGUUCCAUUCUGCUUGCACAGAUCUAUUUAGAACAUUAUUAUCCAUGGAAUGUCCACUACAAAGAGGAAUUAGGAUGUGUCAGCAGUAUUAUUCAAGGUUCACGGGGGUGAGUGUGAAACUGCCCUGACAAUGGACAAGUACAGCAAGAAUUGGGGCACAGAUGUAGAGAUCCGGGGUCCCCUGAUGUCUGCGGCCAAUAAUCCAGGGCCUUUUCAGAUCAGAGAGCCCAAGCCUGAGACUUAUACAGCAGUACAUACUGUAGUAAUGACCCAGUCCUUUGUACUAGGAGAUCUGAAGCAGUAAGUACUAAUGUACUAGUCACUACUCCUCUUGCUCUCCCGUCCAGUGUAUGGGUGGGUUUUGGAGAGUACUCAUUGGAAGAUGAGAAUGUGUGCUUCAUUUCAGUAUGUGUUUGCCAUAUGCUCAGACAUCUGUGCUCUCAUGAUUACAUUAGCUGCUCUAUAGAGAGCAAGUGCAUUCACCUAGUAACCACAUAAGUGAGCAUGGCAGGUAAAUACGCUCCCAAUACUAACAAUUUGGUAUGCCCCAGCUUAAGUCCAAAGGAGGUCCCUGCAGGCCCAAACAGAGUACAUUAUCUGGGCACCUUUAAAUGCCCUUUUGUUCUCUGAUUGAAGCAGCUAGUAUGAUGCAUUAAGGAUCAAUGUUAUUGGUCACAAGUGAGGGUGCUGAGAUGUCUCCCCAAUAUCAGAGUGUGCAUGUAAGCAAUGCUUAGCUGUCUCUUGUCCUGCUUCUACACUACAUUCAUAAAGGCUGUACAUAGUGUAUAUAAAGGCCUAACUACCUUCUUAUUAAGGUGAAGCCUCCUACUAUCACCCAUGCGUACCCCUCCGAUCAUGUGUACCAUGAGCUUUGGUGUGACUCUCACACCCAUCCCGUGACAUAACCUUCAUGUGAAUGAGACUGACCGAGGGCAGGCUGUUCUAUGAAAGGUGCAUGAUGAACCAUAAAGGCAGUAAAUUCCUGUUCACCCCGUGUUUCUCAGCGGCUUCCGGGUAUUAUUAUCAUCCAAGGAUGAUAUCUAUGUAUUUUUGUGGGUUUCUAUUUAUUUUAUUUUUUCAGACUUAUUUUAUAAAUGAAAUGCAAUUUUCUGAUUGAUCCACCUUUUAUUUCUCACUAAAUUCACCGGCGUCCUAGCGACCUUAAUCUCUGAGUUCUCCUAGAGUCACAAUGGACAAAGGGACCCCUGGGGGUAGCACCUUUUUCUAAUUACAAAUUCAACCAACGGAAAGAAAGAACUCCUGUAAAACCUCUAUUUUUUUCAUCACUUGCCAACUAGUGGUUUUCAUUAAAAAACUUGUGUAUCUCUA
Molecule: messenger RNA, 3770 nt
Organism: Xenopus laevis (African clawed frog)
Lineage: Eukaryota; Metazoa; Chordata; Amphibia; Anura; Pipidae
Gene: rhot1.L
Product: ras homolog family member T1 L homeolog
Exons: 21
Coding region: 251-2374 (707 amino acids)
Biological process (GO): Rho protein signal transduction; mitochondrion organization; regulation of mitochondrion organization
Cellular component (GO): mitochondrial outer membrane
Molecular function (GO): GTP binding; ribonucleoside triphosphate phosphatase activity; ATP hydrolysis activity
Source: RefSeq, a predicted model, not a curated record